Haliotis rubra (blacklip abalone) is the source of this 1340-nucleotide messenger RNA. RefSeq names its product cytochrome P450 2U1-like. The record is from RefSeq and is a predicted model, not a curated record. Gene Ontology annotation, molecular function: oxidoreductase activity, acting on paired donors, with incorporation or reduction of molecular oxygen, reduced flavin or flavoprotein as one donor, and incorporation of one atom of oxygen; iron ion binding; heme binding. NCBI's taxonomy places the organism in Eukaryota, Metazoa, Mollusca, Gastropoda, Lepetellida, Haliotidae. The transcript is spliced from 3 exons. Gene Ontology annotation, biological process: xenobiotic metabolic process. Gene Ontology annotation, cellular component: cytoplasm; intracellular membrane-bounded organelle. The annotation marks the transcript as partial.
AUGGUGGAUAUAUUCGCCUUCAGUCCUACCACUGCGUUGUUGUGUGGAACUGUGCUAGUUUUGUUAUGGCUGCUAACGCGGCGGCCCUCUGGGCUCCCUUCCGGCCCCCAUCUCCUGCCGUUUGUUGGGAAUAUCCUCUCCAUGGACGCAGAUCCCCGGAUUGCGUUUAAGAAACUCAGGCAACAAUAUGGGGACAUCUUCAGUGUUUACUUGUUUAACAAACCUCUCAUCGUCCUCAACGGCUACAGCACUCUCAGAGACGCCUUUGUCAAGAACGCCGACGUUUUUUCUGACAGGCCACACUCAACGUUCAAUGAUUACAUUGUAAAAGGGAAAGGCCUGUCCGGGACUUCUGGGGUGCUCUGGCGCGAACAAAGACGCUUCGCCCUCAACACUCUCAGGGAGUUUGGAGCGGGCAGGAACAUCAUGGAGGACAAAAUACACGAAGAGGUCACGAACUUUGUCGAGGCUUUGGAGACAGAACGAGGACAAGGGUUUGACUGUAAACGUCUGGUGCACAAUGCAGUAUGCAAUGUCAUCUGUUCCACUAUGUUCAGCAAGCGAUUUGAAUAUACCGACCCUCUAUUCGUAAAAGUUUUGAAAGCUAUGGAUGAAUAUUUUGCCAACUUGGGUUCUUCUGGUGUGUUAAACGUGCUGCCUAUUGUGCGCUUUCUACCAGGGGAUCCAUUCAAAUUUAAGAAGACCGUACAGAAUAUCCAAACCAUCAUUUCACUUCUCAUAGACCCUAUGAUAAAAGAGCAUUUGCAGAACCAUGAUGGGGAUAACGUUGACGACUUCAUUCACGCCUACAUCAAGGAAAUGCGACUACGGAAAGAAACGCAAGAGGAGACGACCUUAGACUUGGAGAACUUGGUCAUGGUUAUUGCAGACCUCUUUGCAGCCGGAACAGAAACCACCGCCACUAUCAUACUUUGGACACUGGUCUAUUUAUUGCAUAAUCCGGAUGUACAGGAAAAGUGUUUUCAGGAGAUCAAAGGAAACAUUGGCCAGAGCAGAUUGCCUUCCAUGAAGGACAAGACCAACCUGCCCUACGUGGAGGCAACCAUUAUGGAAGUGUUGAGACGAGCUGAUAUCGUCCCCACUUCACUCCCUCAUACCGUUCCCCACGAUGUCCAGUUCGGGGGAUACACGUUCCCCAAAGGUGUCCCAGUCAUAGUGAUGCUUGAUUCAGUCCUACAAGACCCGGAUGUUUGGGGUGAUCCAGACAACUUCCGGCCUGACCGUUUCCUUGACGACACUGGCAAGAUUGUAAAGAAAGAUGAGUUCAUUCCCUUCUCUCUGGGUGAGUAUAGUCGCCCGGAAAGACACAGCCCCCAAAU